This is a messenger RNA of Morone saxatilis (striped sea-bass), 2970 nucleotides long. RefSeq lists its product as uncharacterized. The record is from RefSeq and is a predicted model, not a curated record. The coding region runs from base 622 to 1935 and encodes 437 amino acids. Lineage: Eukaryota; Metazoa; Chordata; Actinopteri; Moronidae. Gene Ontology annotation, molecular function: nucleotide binding. The transcript is spliced from 14 exons.
AUUUUACACAAUCACUGCUAACUGCUAAUCUUGAACUAGCUAACAUGUUGCCUUCGCUUGCUGUCGGAAAUAUGUAGCGCGACGGUUUGAGGAAUGUGGCAUUAAUCGGUGAUUCAUCGGACUGGCCUGCUUGUCAGCUAAAUAAUAUAAGACCCUCUUUGAGUAGACACAUUUUUGGAUGCGAGGGAGGACGUGUAACCACCAGGCUUUAGUUUAUAUCACUCUGACCAAAUGUGGCCUCAACUAUCAUAUGACAUCGACCCAAAUAUGUUUUCAGUCUGAAUAACUGAUUAUAAGCCGAUAUAACAGCAAAUCCAGCUGCCUGGUGCUCCCACAUUAAUACCCAGACGUGAGUUCAGUAUUAUAGUGCAUUUUUUUUCUACUUGCCCUGCGAUAAACAAUGAAAAUGCAGUUUACGAGGAGCCGUGAAUGCAGCCGCAGUACCGUGUGCGCACUGUAGGGGGCGGUAGACAGCUGUCUGACUGCUUUGAGGUUCACUCUUAUGUUAGAAGAAGUGAAAGCCCCUGCGGUUGUAGUCAUUCGCUGACUGAAUGGUUUUGUAGUCGUGUCUGAAUAACUUUGGACCAACGCGGAAGAGAGACAGAAUGUUUUGACAGCUGUAUGGGACAAAACAGUUCACAGGGUGCCAGAAUGACUUCCCCUGUCCGGGUCAUCGUGGUGGGAGCUGGCAGUCGAGGGGAGAUCUACUCCCAGUUUGCAUCCGUCCAUCCUGAUCGUGUGCAGGUUGUUGGAGUAGCUGAUCCAAGGAAAUUCGCUCGCACUAAACUUCAACAGAAACACAAAAUUGCAGAUGAAAACAUAUUUGGAGACUGGCACAGUAUAGUUGAAAGAGAGAAGUUUGCAGAUGCUGUGUUAAUUUGUACUCCAGACCGACUUCAUAAGGAACCUGCGGUGGCCUUUGCGAAGAAGGGCUACCAUGUUCUGCUGGAGAAACCAAUGGCAACAACUGCUGAAGACUGCACGGCGAUUGUGGAGGCUUGCACUCAGAGUGGUGUGAUGCUGUCAGUGGGUCAUGUUCUCCGCUAUGAUCCCGUCAUCCACAAAAUAAAGGAGCUGAUAGAUGCUGGAGUCAUAGGUGAUGUGAUCCACAUUCAACACUUGGAGCCGGUUGGGUUUUAUCACUUCGCUCACUCAUUUGUUCGGGGGAACUGGAGGAAUGAAGCAGAGAGCUCUUUUGCUCUUUUGGCUAAGUCGUGCCAUGACAUUGACCUAAUGCAUCACUGGGCUGGAGCACGCAGGUGUGUCAAAGUGUCAUCGUUUGGAUCCGUUAGCCACUUCAGAAAAGAAAACAAGCCAACAGGCGCUGCAGAUCGCUGCCUGGACUGUUCAAUAGAAAGAGACUGUGCUUACUCUGCACGCAAAAUCUACCUGGAUAGAGUGAAACAGGGUAACACUGGCUGGCCUGUAUCAGUCAUAUGUCCGAACUCUUUCCCAGACAUCGAGUCAGUAACUGAGGCGCUGAGGACAGGACCGUAUGGCCGCUGUGUCUAUGAGUGUGACAACGAUGUCUGCAGUAACCAGGUUGUCAACAUGGAGUUUGAAGGGGGUGUGACGGCAGCCUUUUCCAUGGUGGCAUUCACUGAGGAGAUAUGCAAGCGAAAAACAUCCAUCUAUGGCAGCAAGGGGGAGCUGUCAUAUGACGGCCAUGAGGUACGUGUGUUUGACUUUCUGACCCAGAGAGCCACAAAGCAUACGGCACACAAUAAUGCCCCCAGGCACUUUGGCAUGAGUGGACAUGGUGGAGCAGACUACCACCUUAUGGAUGCCUUUAUUUCUGCUGUUGCGAACAACGAUCCAUCCCUGAUCCGCUCGGGCCCUGAGGAGACGCUCCUGAGCCAUUUGCUGGUGUUUGAAGCUGAGCGAUCGCGACUGGAGAACAGGGUGGUGUACUGUGGUGACACGAACCACAGUUAGACGAGUGAAAGACACUUUGACAUGAAAAUGAUCUCGCCUUAAAAUCAAACACUUUAAUAAUGAUACCUGGAUGAUUAAAGACACAACAAAACUAAUGAAUGGAGGCCAAAUCUUGAAGUAUAGUAAUACUGAUUAUUUAGUCCAUGUUGCUCAGGAAUUUAAAUACCAUGUGUGCUUGUGUGUGAGAGAGUGAGUGAAUAAGUGAACCUGUUUAGUGUUUAAAUUAUAAAAGUGCAAAGAAGUUAAUUAUUUGUUGUUCAGCAUAAUGUCAUUUUGUUAGAAUUGAGUCAGUAAUGUUCAUGUAAAGUAUUCUCUUGCUACUAAAAAAUGGUUAAUCUGUAAUGUAAAUUUGUCUUUGAAUCAUUGUUUGCUCUCAAUGUGCCUCUUAAUGUCAUCCCACACACAAUAUGACCUGUGUCAGUGUGCACAUACAGUAUAUCUCAUAAUAUAUCUCAGGAUAUUAAUGUAUGCAGACCAAUUUGAUGCCAGUUGAUCUGUCACUCUGAAUGGCUUCUUGAGAGGCUCAGGGCUUAAAUGUAAAAUAAUAAUAAAUUAAUGAACUUAAAGAGAUUUAUUGAAUUUAUAAGUGACAAGUGACUGACUGACAAAUGUACAUAAAUAUAUGGUAAAUUAGCACUCACACUUAUUUUAUAUCCAAGUUACAUUUAGGUAAAUGUCAGGUCAGUCUUCUUCCUAAUAAUAGAAAACCUUCCUUUUCUUAUGUCUGCCAGGGCGUAUAAUUAACUCAAUGAAAUUAGCUAUUGAAUGACCGCUUUAACAUGGGAAUAUCAAUAUAAAGCAGGCUAUGUAGACAUAGAGGUGUCACAUUUCAAUAAUCAAUAAUCUACAUGUGGGCUACCACAGAACUUCUCAUUGACUCUGUCCAACAUUCUCAGGUACGACACUUUCAGAAGAGCCCAACUGGUCGCAGAUCACCAAGCCAUCACAGCUGAUCUAAAGCACUGAUUUCAAACCUAGAAAAACUCACAAGAUAUUAAAUUUCUCAAUCCUUAAAAAAAAAAUCACAAAAAUCAU